Rubroshorea leprosula is the source of this 906-nucleotide messenger RNA. NCBI's taxonomy places the organism in Eukaryota, Viridiplantae, Streptophyta, Magnoliopsida, Malvales, Dipterocarpaceae. The record is from the annotation of a GenBank genome assembly.
UUCUCCUAUCUGCGUGAACAGGGAUAAAUAGCAGAAGGUAUCUAACUUCUAUUCAAAUGUUGAAGGCAUUUUGAAUUUAGGUGUUGUUCUGAUCCUUCCAGAAGACUGGUUAACUAUGGAAAAUGUCAGUUUUCUUGAAUUCCAGUACAAGCCAUAAAAAAGCAGGAUAUUGCGAAAGCCAUCUCGCUUAUUCACCCGAGACAGACAGAAUUCUGGUUUGUUGCCUUCUUUCCAGCCAGAUUUGAGUGAACUGAGGUAUGUUUUUGAUAAGUUUGAUUCCAACAAAGAUGGAAAGAUUUGCCAGACGGACUACAAAGACAUGUUGAGAGCUUUGGGGCAGGGAAACAUCAUCAGUGAUGUGCCAAAGAUUUUCCAGGUGGUUGAUCUGGAUGGAGAUGGGUUUAUCAACUUCAAAGAGUUUGUGGAAGCGCACAAGAAGAGUGGAGGGGUUAGGAUAAUGGACAUACAUUGUGCUUUUCGCAUGUUUGAUCUGAACCAGGAUGGGAAGAUAAGCGCAGAAGAGGUUAUGGAGGUGUUAAGGAGGCUCGGAGACACACACAGCCUGGAAGAUUGCCGCAGAAUGGUGAGGGCAGUGGACACUGAUGGGGAUGGUGUGGUUGACAUGGAUGAAUUUAUAACCAUGAUGACUCAAACCAUGAAGUUCAGUUGAUGGGAUUUCCUGUAUUUCUAUUUUUAGUUUUCGAGAAGCAGAUUUCCUGUUAUCUGUAAGAUGUAUGGCUAGCUAGUAAUACAUAAGGAACUUUUCAUUGUGUAUAUAUCUAAUAUACAUGUCCUAACAAGGUGACUCAACUGUUUAAGAGUUUAAAAUUUUAAGUUAGAAAUCUUAUAUUCAAAUCUUAAGUUGGGUGGGAGGAAUUUAGAAAAAAAGAAAUGUUAUCCUCUUAU